CGUCACGUCAGGAAAGAAGACGCCAUGAAGGCAGGCGGGCGGCCAUUGCUGUGUGUCGUGGCUCUGUGUGGCAAAAAAGGAGGUGGCGGACGGCGACCCGAGGACAUAUAGCGUUAAGGGUUAACCUGCUCUUUAUUUUACUUGCGAGACGAUUUAGUCACUCACAAUAAAGGUAUUAAGUCACUUAACGUCCAGAUAAUGUCCUUCAUAUUUGACUGGAUCUACAGUGGCUUCAGUAGUGUACUACAGUUUCUAGGACUGUAUAAAAAGUCUGGCAAGCUGGUGUUCCUGGGACUGGACAAUGCUGGGAAAACGACACUGCUGCACAUGCUGAAAGACGACCGGUUGGGACAGCAUGUGCCCACUCUGCACCCAACCUCUGAAGAGCUGACAAUAGCGGGAAUGACGUUUACCACCUUUGACCUGGGUGGCCAUGUACAAGCUCGGAGAGUAUGGAAGAACUACCUCCCGGCCAUCAACGGUAUUGUCUUCCUCGUGGAUUGUGCAGACUUGUCAAGGUUGGCGGAGUCCAAGACAGAGCUUGAUGCCCUUAUGACGGAUGAGACUAUUGGAAAUGUGCCUGUCUUGAUCCUUGGUAACAAAAUUGACCGACCAGAAGCCAUCGGUGAAGAGAGACUGCGUGAGCAGUUUGGCUUGUAUGGGCAGACCACAGGCAAGGGCAACAUCCCUAUGAAGGAGCUGAACACCAGGCCACUGGAGGUGUUCAUGUGCAGUGUUCUGAAGAGGCAAGGCUAUGGCGAAGGUUUCCGCUGGCUAUCCCAGUACAUCGAUUAGAGCAUAGCGACCAGGACAGAAGGAGAAACUGCAACCAUCGGUCUGCUUUCUGUUCAUAAAGCCUGUUUUCACUCAAAAUCCACCCCAACUUGAAACCAACAGACCAUCUGGAUGUACAGUUUCCACUUUUCUAGAAGAAUAUAGCACUGGCAGUGCAAACUGUUGAAUUCCCAACCUUACCCUGAAAAAUGUAUGUGUCAAACACAGCUGUAACCCAACUUGGACCAAAUUAUUUAGCUCUCAGCUCUACAAGAUCCCCGAACAGCAUGACUACUCAGUAUAGUUGUUUGCAUCUGAGUGCAUUUUUUUUAUAACUUGAGGGUGGAUGUGCAAACAAAAAAAUUAGACAAUGGUCAUGUGGAAGUAUGUGUUUUUUUUUUUUUCCCGAUAAACCUUCAGUAUGUAAUUAUGUAUACUGUCACCUAUAGAUUUUAUUUUGGUUUCUGGCUGAAUGGUGCCUUAAACAUCUCACCGUGUUUGGACCUGAUUUCAAUUUGAUGUUUGGAUUUACUCAUGAAAACACAUUUAAAAGUUCAGAUUUAAUUCUUUUCAGUUCAACACAUGCUGAAUGUUUUAAUGCUGAUUCUCCGUGAAUCCCACCAAGGCCGUCUUAGUCGUUGCAUAGAGAACAUAAGCCUUAUGUGACAGCCUACCUGGACUGCUCCACAAUUAGUCAUUACCGCACACAAAGCAGACGUGAAAAUAAUGAAUUGCUGUUGAAGUGAAGAACAUUCAUUCAAGUGUCUUUGUGGCGGUGGACUUGAUUGACACAAAGGUUUAUGUUGCACAACCGUCCCGAUGACGAAACUUUGAAUCGUGAAACAUGAGGUCCUUGAGAGUUUGGAGGUUGGAUUGGUGUAGUAAUCGUGGUCUCUCGUCUCGGUUACGAAAUUGUAAUCACAUUAGCUGCAGUCACUAAGGCAUGUUGAGGGACCUGCAUAGAUUGUGGUCACCAGAACUGAAGGUUUUGGUUCAUGUUAUGAAAGUGACGUGCAAAUGCAGAAGCAAUAUGAAGCUUAAACAUAGAUGGCAGAGGGAAUGAAUAUUAAGAAAUGAUCCCAGUCAUCAGGUGUAUGACUUCCAACAGUAAGCAUCCUGUUUGUUCGCUAUGUUAAAGAUGUGCAUGCCUUGGAAGUGUGAAAUAAAAAUGCUCAAACGAAUAUCGGAAGUACA
Messenger RNA from Paramormyrops kingsleyae, 1968 nucleotides. RefSeq names its product small COPII coat GTPase SAR1B. Gene Ontology annotation, biological process: intracellular protein transport. Gene Ontology annotation, molecular function: GTP binding; GTPase activity. Lineage: Eukaryota; Metazoa; Chordata; Actinopteri; Osteoglossiformes; Mormyridae. The record is from RefSeq and is a predicted model, not a curated record.